GCAGAAAAUAGAUUAUCAAACGUCGUGAGACUAUUGACUCAGAGAUUUUCAACGAGUGAUCCAUUAUUUAAAUAAUUGCAACAUUGAUAUAACAUAUAUGGAUCGCAUAACGGACUAAAACCUACAUUUUAUUUAUCCAAUAUCCAUUUGACUGAGGCCACAUGCUAUCGCAGACAAUCAUUACUGUCUCGUGUGGAGAUUAAUCUUCUCACUUGUAGCUGUACAGAGCAACUUAAUAAGUACAAUAUCAAUAAAUACAUUUACGUUAAUGACAGUGGAGGCUUCCCACAUCGUAGUGUACUCAUAAGUAAACUUGGUAAACCCGAUGUCAUUGCGAAGGACUGCGUCCUUCCAAAAUUCUACCCUCACAUUCAUCCAAACGUCACCACAAUAACAACCUAGGUUUCCAGGAUGUGCUUCAAGUCCUGGACUACCGGCAUGUUCUAGGGGAAGCUCCGCCAAUGAUCACCUGAGGCAUUCUGUUAUUUGUUGUAUUCGUGAAAAGGGGAUUCCAAAUUUUGACUCUUUUCGCCCUAUGACGAACAUGAGCUGAGGAUAACGUAGAAAUUGAUUUUAGAAAGCUCUGGGAGCCUUAGAAAAAUCGUCAAUCAACUCAUGGAUCCAAUGUCAUUGCAUUUAUAAAGAUAUCUCAAUUAAUUUCCGAGAUAUUCAUGAAAAAAUGAGGUGAUUCCAAUGUAAAAAUAGAUAAAAUAAAAAUUGAAAAUUCUGGCCUUUGUUCCUUUCGUUUAUUUUCUUAGUUUUUAAGGUUUUUAAACUACAUUUUCCAUGUUUUCGGGCUUUGUUAAUUAUUUUUACAAUUUUCUGAACAUUUCCGAGAGUGCUGAACAACUGCAUAGUGGUGAUGAGAUGAGGGAAAGGUCAAAGUGACCACCGUGCUACCUCGCGGCGUUUGUGAGAACUUGUUUUUUACUUCUGGCUGACAAUCUGAGAAUGAUCCUGACUAUCCUGACAUGAGAAUAGCAAAUUCUCCCACUUCUCAAACUCAAGAUCAUCCUGAUAGUGCCCCGACCAUAAUUCAUAUGGCUCCUCAUACAAAUUGGGCCUCUUGUGUUGCAUAAAAAGUAAUUUUCACUCAUUGAACAAAUAGCAAACAACAUGGCCGAUGGUCCAAUCGUCAAUACCUCAGCAUCCGCGGAUCUACACUCCUCUGAAAUAACCUUUCCCUACGACAUUAGCAUCGAUUUAACAAUCGACAUUCCAAUAUCUGGCUGUGACACCGACAAAACCAUAGCAGCAGCCAGCAUCACACUCGUGAGUGACAUCUUCGUGAAACACCCCGAGUGGAAUUUCCUGGCCACUCCCAUGAUAAAGGCUCUUGACAAUGCUCUCCUCGAUGAUGAACACAAGUGGGUGACUUCGGACGAUCGUCUCGUCUUCAAGAAGGACCUUCACAUCAGAGGAAAUCUCGUCAACAUCAAGGACCAGCCAACGAGAAUGAGCCCCACAUUUGGUAAGCUGUCGUACAACGGUUGUGUCCACUCAUCAAAGGUACUACUGCAAUACAAAGUCGAAUUUCAUUUCCUCCCUGGGAUACGCUCAGCCCAGGGGAUUUACGAAGCACACGAGUGGAGGAGAAAUGACGUGGCUCAGACUGAUAACUCUCGGUCCAUCAAACUUCGAGAGAUUCUCCAUCAUCAUCAGGAAAAAAAAUCUUUAAAUUAUGAUUUCACAUGGAGAGAGGGUUUUUUCUUUAAUAAGAAUAGCAAGGACGACCAGCAAAGUGGGUAGAUAAUUAGAGCACCAGGAGGAUGAGUUGAUUCCACUUACGUCAAUUGAUCUGAUUCGUGGAUUAUUAGGAAUAGUUAAUUAUUAAUUAUUACUUCUUUAUCAUUCGGUAUUGAUGAUCGAGUUCACAUGUGGAGUAAAAGGAAUCCGUUAACGUACAUCAGUACUGUUUUAUGAUACCAGAGUCUAAUUGCCUCCCAAUUCUGUUUUUUUACUGAAAGGGAAUAUCCUGCACUUUCUUUUUUAAAAGAUUUUUCUGAGUAAAUCGAAUAAUUAUUUUUAUUUGUCCCAGUCAUUGGACUCAAACCACUCAGUCAUCCGAAACCUCCAGAUUUUAUCACUCCCUCAGAAACUGCUGAUAGGACCUAACGAUACAACACAUGCGAUAUAAAGAGUUCACUGAACUAUCAUCACGACUGCAUUCUCAAUACUAAAAGUUUUUUCGUUUUUUUUGUUAGUUAGCGUUGAUAAUAAUAUACAAUUAAUUAUCAGUCCUUCAUCAGUUGAUGUUAAUGACUCAUGGCCAUUGACUAAAAGCUAUAUGUAGAUCGGUUGAUAGUCAAACGCCAAUUGAAAUGUAUUUUUGUGAUACUCAUGGUAAAAUACCUCGUCGAAGUCUUUAAAAAAUGUCUCAUGUAGUAAUGUACUUAAGCCUUAUGUACCCUAUGAACCAUAAAUUAUGUUGUUAUUUAUGUUUUAAUACGGCUAAUAGUAUUUUUGUUGAAGAUAUGCUAUAAUUUUAACGAUUAUAAGGUCCUUUAGGUGUCAAAAAUACUCUUAACUUUGACAUUAGAUCUCUGUUACAUGUAGAUUAUAUAUUUAUAGCACUCGUUUUCCAAAUCUUGAUAAAUAGAAAAUCGUCAUAAUUCCAGGUUUGAUGUUGUUUUCGAAAAGUAGCUUUGGAAUUAAGCUAAAUUAAGCAUAAAAUCUGAUAAUUGUCAACGAAAAGCAUUACGUUGUGUUCUGAUGUAGAAUAAGACCUGAAUCAACUGCCCCCAAUUAUCUAAUUAAAUUUGGUGUCAUUCAUCUGCGUUGAUACCUGCUUUCAAAGCCCCUUCAUCCCACCGACUGCUAUUGACACACCUCCGCCUCGUCCUGCCCAUCUGAUUGUUCAGAUCACUCGCAGUUUCGUCACUAGGCGGCACCAACAAAAACAUUUCCACAACAUUAAGCCAUCAACUGACAUGCUCGUCCUUUGUCUGAUGAACAUCUGAGGUUAAAAUGUCACAGUACAGUUCGAUAAGUGAAUCACCCUCAGAAAACUCAUCAUUCUCGUCCACAUCGUCAUCAUCAUCAUCGUCAGGGGACAGUGAGAUGUACCCAGACCUGCGAUUAGAUCCUGACUUUGUCGGUCUAGUGCCAUAUUUCUCUCGCAAGGAAAACACAUUCAUUUACGACAUAAGUAUUGAACUCACCAUCACGACCAACAAGAACCAGGCAUCCUUCGCACGAGACUGUGUUCGAACAGUUCUGCUGGUGAUACUGGGAAGAGUGUUCCACGAACAUGAAGAGUGGAAGCAAAUCGGGAUUUACCUGAUGGAGAUACUGGAGGAGAGGAUGAAUGAGAGUGGUUCCUGGACGACUGAGAGGCGAAAUCAUUAUGUUUAUAAGGGGAAUAUUGAGAUCUCAGGACAUUAUAAUCAGCUGAAGGACCUUCCGGAGGACCUUCCAGUGAUCUACGAGAAUAUCGAAUCGAAUUUUCCCAUGUUGACUGGUGGAAAAUCGAAGACAAAUCAGAGAGUUGUUUAUCGAGCGAGUUUUUUCUUGAGCCCUGGAAUAAACUCUGCUUUCAACUUCUACAAGGAUCAUGGAUUUGCCUACUGUGUGCCGAAGUAUCCUGGGGUGGAGGGACAGGAGACCCAGAGGUGUUUUAAACUUUAUCUUAAGAAUAUUAUGAAGCAUCAGAGAAGAGGCGUAGACGUGACGUAUGAUGAUCAACUCGCUUGGGGGACUGUUUACGAUGCCAUGAAGGAGGUCAGGGAAGAUCCUAAUUACGAGUUUUCGGGGGAUGAGAGUCCUGAUGGGUUUUACAACACUCGAUGUCGAAGAAGUUACUAGUUUUUUUUGGUAUUUGGUAGCAAAAGGUCGGUAGGUAAUUAACAAUAUAGAUUAUAUCAAUGAAUAUAUGGAACUAUUGUUGGUGAUGUAUCUUUACGGUGACAUUAUGACAUAAGGAAUCGUGAUACCUCAAAUUAAUUUGACAUUGAACAGAGGAUCGCGAGAAAAUAGGCACCAUUAGAGUGCCAUUAGGGAGUUUAUGAAAGAUGUACUAAUUAUUAUUUGUGAUAACUGCAGUAAUUAGGUACGAAAGAAUUGAGGAAAUUGACGGGAAAAAUUGCUGAUUAAUUAUGCAGCUUAUUUGCAUUCCUCAAUGAACGCUAAAUAUUUUCUUUCUUCAAAAAAAUUGAAUUUUUUAAUAAAAGUUCCUCUUUUCAAAUUUUCUGUAAUUUUUCUGUCAGGUUUUUAAAGGUUUUUUUUUCUUUUUUCACUGAAACAUUAACAAAGAUAUAGAGAACAUAUCUUAGAAACUUUGUGUCCCGGAAUUUGUCAUGAAGAACUUAGAUAGAAAUAUGAAAUUACUAAUUUUCCUGUGACCGCGUUCUUGUUGGCAAUCUUCUUUAUCUUUUAAUUCAGAAGAAAGCUUUAUAGACUUUAACUACGUCGAUCCUGACUUAUUAACGACUGAAGUCGAGUCGUUUUAUUUUUCUGGUUU
Molecule: messenger RNA, 4459 nt
Organism: Diachasmimorpha longicaudata
Lineage: Eukaryota; Metazoa; Arthropoda; Insecta; Hymenoptera; Braconidae
Exons: 2
Coding region: 2968-3804 (278 amino acids)
Source: RefSeq, a predicted model, not a curated record